AUGGCUACCACAGGCCUGACCCCCAAGCAAGAAGCCGCUUUUAGACGAAGCAAGCAACUCUCGGUCCAGCAGCGCGAGGAACUGUUAAAGCCUUUCCUUCCCUCUGAACCAUCGGAUAGCGAAAAGGAAGCGCAAAAGAAGAAGGCCCUUCGCGACCGCCGCCAACGCGCAUCACAGAACCGCAAGCCUCUUGCAGGCCCCAUCAGGACCUUCCUCCAUCUCGCUAUCUACCAUGUCGUCGCGCUCCUGUUCAGCAUCUUUUUCCGUUUCCGCCGCGCCUACCGACUCGUGAGAGGGAAAGUUGUCUCUCUGCUCAAGUACCAUCACCGUACGCCAGAGUUCAUAGCCCACGAUGUCAAGGACCUUGAGAAACUGCCGAAGCACCUCAGUGUCAUUGUUGAAUAUCAAGAGGACGAUGGAAGCCAGGGUACAGCCGGAUUGGAAGGAUUAGUGAACGAUGUCUGUGAGAUAGCAGCCUGGGCAGCGAGUGCCGGCAUACCGUUUCUGAGUGUCUAUGAACGGACGGGCGUACUCAAGAACUACCUGCCUCAAACCCACGCCUCCAUCUGGUCAACCCUAGAAGCCUACUUCGGCCCCCGUAGAAAGCCCACUCUCUCCCUUCGCGCACCCCACCUAUCAUCAUACUCCCCUCCCAACACGCCUCCUCAGAGCGCCGAUGACGAUCUUAAAGAGGACGAACGUCAGCACCUCACCGUUCUCCUUCUCUCUGAACACGACGGCCGCGACACCAUCGUCGACUUGACACGCACACUAGCCGAGAUGGCGCAAAAGGGCGAUGUAAGACAAGAGCAGAUCAACACCGAUUUGAUUGACGCCCAGUUGAACGACCAUGUCUCGAGUGAGCCGGAUCUCUUGAUUCUCUUUAGUCCUACAGUGCAACUCAAGGGGUAUCCACCGUGGCAGCUAAGGUUGACCGAGAUCUUCCACCUGCCGGACAACAAGGGUGUCAAUUAUCAAGUCUUCUUACGAGCCCUGUAUAACUUUGCAAAGGUUGAGAUGCGCCUUGGAAGGUAG
Alternaria atra is the source of this 1035-nucleotide messenger RNA. RefSeq lists its product as uncharacterized. The record is from RefSeq and is a predicted model, not a curated record. The transcript is spliced from 3 exons. The coding region runs from base 1 to 1035 and encodes 344 amino acids. Gene Ontology annotation, molecular function: ditrans,polycis-polyprenyl diphosphate synthase [(2E,6E)-farnesyl diphosphate specific] activity. Gene Ontology annotation, cellular component: dehydrodolichyl diphosphate synthase complex; endoplasmic reticulum membrane. NCBI's taxonomy places the organism in Eukaryota, Fungi, Ascomycota, Dothideomycetes, Pleosporales, Pleosporaceae.